Messenger RNA from Paramuricea clavata, 333 nucleotides. NCBI's taxonomy places the organism in Eukaryota, Metazoa, Cnidaria, Anthozoa, Malacalcyonacea, Plexauridae. The record is from the annotation of a GenBank genome assembly.
AUGGCGAACAAGUCGGUCCUUGCCGUGCUUUUGGUGCUCUGUAUUACAGCAUACAGUAUCGACGCAUACACUCGUAAAUAUUUGGGCUCGGGUUAUCUUCAAAGCAGUCGCCGGUACAGGACCAAUGGGAGGACAAAAUAUGUCUCCUACUAUGUUCCGAAAGGCGCUUGUUAUGUUUCCUUGAAAUACAACGAUCGCUAUGGUUCGACUGUGGGCGGCUGGUAUGGUAAAGCAACUGCCACUUGGAGUAGUGGGAACCGAUUAGCCAAAGUUAAGGCUAGGGUUAAAGGUUGGGGAAGUAUUUCCUGGACGGUUUGGGGCUGGUAUCGUUGA